AAAUUUAUUCUGCUUCCUCAGCAGCCAGUUGAAUUUAUUUAUAUUUUGGUUGCAGACAUACAGGACAGAUAGUUUGAAGUUAAAUGCUGUAGAACAGGAAAGUGGCGAAGAAUUUGAAGAGCCAAAUCAAGUUGUUUAUACAGAAAACGAUUUUGUUUCUACAAUUAGUUACAAUUCAGAAAAGAAUAAUGAUUCUGAGGAAUCUAGAAUUGCAGGGUACAGAGGUAAGUACCCCUUUAGAAAGAAAUGUUUCAGGAUUCAACCAAGAUAAAAGACAACAGCAGGGAGCUCAGCAGAAAGAGUUAUCCUCUGUGGGUCGAGAUAAGAAUAUACAUGUCUAUUCACAGAGAAUGUCAAAAAAGAAUAUUAAAGUGACAAAUAAGGUUCAAGAGAUUAAGGAUCAAAUUAUUUUAGCCAAAGCAUACUUGAAAAUUGCACCACCAAGCAGAAAUGCGCGCUUGAAGCAGUUGGAGCUGCAAAUGACGGAGAUGGAACAAGCAAUUGGAGAAGUCACCCAGGAUUCAGAUUUGUCAGGGAGUGCUUUGCAGAAAAUGCAACACUUGGAGGCUUCACUGUCCAGAGUCAGUCGUGCUUUCCCUGACUGCUCUGCUAUUGCUGCUAAGCUCAAUGCAAUGAAGCGUAACACUGAAGUGCAAGUCCAUUCUCAGCGACAUCAAGUUGCAUAUCUUGUUCAUCUUGCUGCAAGGACCGCCCCAAAAGGCAUUCACUGUCUUUCUAUGCGGCUGACUGCAGAAUACUUUGCCCAAAAGCCUGAGGAGAGAGAGCUUCCAGAUGAAAAUAAGAUUCAUCAUCCAGACCUUUAUCAUUAUGCUGUCUUCUCUGACAAUGUCCUGGCAUGUGCAGUGGUUGUUAACUCUACUGUCUCUACUGCCAAGGAACAGGAGAAACUUGUUUUCCAUGUACUGACCCAAUCACACAACUUGCCCGCAAUCUCAAUGUGGUUCUUAAUAAACCCUCCUGGCAAAGCUACAGUACACAUACAGAGCAUAGACAACUUUGAAUGGUUGUCCAAGUACAAUACCUUCCUUAGAAAUAAUUCCAGCAAUCCGGGAUACAUGUCGGAAUUGAACUACCUGCGUUUCUACCUGCCCGACAUUUUUCCUGCUCUAAAUAAGAUUGUGCUCUUUGACCAUGAUGUGGUGGUGCAACAAGAUCUCAGUGGACUAUGGAAUGUCAAUAUGAAGGAAAAUGUAAUUGGAGCAGUUGGAACUUGUCAGGAAGGAAAAAUCCCAUUUCAUAGGAUUGAUAUGUUCAUAAACUUCUCAGAUCCAUUAAUUGGAGAGAAAUUCGACGUCAAUGUUUGCACAUGGGCGUUUGGGAUGAACUUGAUUGAUUUGCAACAGUGGAGGCAGCAUCAUUUAACUAAUGCCUUUCACAGAUAUUUGCAAAUGGGUUUGUGGGACGUUGGAAGUCUACCUUUAGGCUGGCUCACCUUCUAUAACAAGACAAUGUUGUUGGACAGACAAUGGCAUGUUCUUGGCCUUGGUCAUAACUCGGGUGUUGAUCGAAGUGAAAUUGAGCGGGCUGCUGUUAUACACUAUGAUGGGAUUAGGAAGCCAUGGUUGGAUAUUGCUAUGGGCAGAUAUAAAAGUUAUUGGACCAAAUUUUUGAAUUUUGACCACCCAUUUUUGCAACAGUGCAAUAUCCAGGCAUAGUUCAAAAUUCAAAACUUCCUCUACCUGACCUGGCUUCUGUUGUUGACAUGUUCGAUGGCACAUUCAUUGCUUGCUUCACUUCAUUUUUUCUGCAAUUCUUUUGAAGUUCUCCAUAUACCUCUCAUCUCCCCAAAAUUCCUAAAGCACUUCUUUCUAAAAUUUAGCUAAUUUAUAAUUCAGAUAAAAUAAGUGUCAGUGAUGAGCAUUUUAUCUGCUUGCAGAUGAUAUUGGUUGUUGUGUGUACAUAAUCAUUGGUGUCUGUUAAUUUAUGCCAACAUUCUUUGCCAUUUAAUUCCAUGCGUCGACUGGGAGCUGACCUAUUGUUUACUUGGAAAAGCAAAUUUGCAAAUUUACAAAUUGGAGAUGACGGCUAUGUUUUGAAUUGUUCCAUGUGGAUGGUUUGACCUCUAGUCUUUUCACAAUGGCGAGGAGUGACCACUUCUCUGCAUAAUGUUUUCAAUAGCCAUGACCAAUUAAGCCUAGCUGUUUGUCAUUCUCAUUUCUCUGGUUAUGGAAUAUCA
Molecule: messenger RNA, 2197 nt
Organism: Abrus precatorius (Indian licorice)
Lineage: Eukaryota; Viridiplantae; Streptophyta; Magnoliopsida; Fabales; Fabaceae
Product: probable galacturonosyltransferase 6
Exons: 6
Coding region: 189-1676 (495 amino acids)
Molecular function (GO): polygalacturonate 4-alpha-galacturonosyltransferase activity
Source: RefSeq, a predicted model, not a curated record